Lepus europaeus (European hare) is the source of this 801-nucleotide messenger RNA. Its product is annotated as laforin-like. The record is from RefSeq and is a predicted model, not a curated record. Lineage: Eukaryota; Metazoa; Chordata; Mammalia; Lagomorpha; Leporidae. The transcript has a single exon. The coding region runs from base 1 to 801 and encodes 266 amino acids.
AUGCGGCACUCCCUGGCAUCCAUCAGCCCCGGCUUCAUAGCGGCGGCGGCGGCGGCAGCAACUCCUCUCAGAGGGAUGGAGAGAGCAGAGGAGAGGGGGCGGCAGCGCGGACCCGGGCCCAGGACUCACUCCGGAGCAGCCGCGGACACAUCGCCCGCCAGCCCGUCCGCAGCCCGCUGCCUCGUCCCGGAUGGGCACGGCAGAGCUAGGACCACCGCUGUCCCAGGUCCUCGCCCGGCCCUGCCAUUUUUUCGCCUUCGGGAGAGGAGGGGGUGGGGAGUGGGGAAAGGGAUCCGAACGCCUGGGCGGAGAAGGCCACGCGGGCGGCGGCCGCCUUUGUGCGCCCGCUGUCGACGGGGCGGUGGACGCGGCGGGGCGGCUGCUGCGCGGCGCCGGCCUCUCCCCGUGCGCUCCCGAGCGGUCCGGGUCAGGCGCGCCGCUCCAGGGCUGCUGCUGCGGCGGCGCGGGCUGCUGCUGCUAAAAGAGGACUCGGCUCAGCCCAACUCCUCUCUAAUUAUCCCAGCACCAAUCUCGCGGCGACGUAAGCACCCGCUCCGCUGGCGCACGCUCCCGUUUCUCUCCCAGCCUCACUGGAGUAGGACGGCAAUGUUGGUGGCAGUCAAAUAUCCCGAGCCCCAAGUUUGGCUCUCUCCUUGUUCCCCACUGCGCUGCCGGCCGCUGGGACCGCCAAGGCUGGGCCAGGCGGGGCAGCGACGCCCCGCAAGCCUCCGCACGCCCCCCUCUCACCCUUUGUGUGCAAGACCCCAGAGUGGCCGGGCGCGCAGCUGUUGUCGACGGUAA